Messenger RNA from Fomitopsis serialis, 2372 nucleotides. RefSeq lists its product as uncharacterized. Lineage: Eukaryota; Fungi; Basidiomycota; Agaricomycetes; Polyporales; Fomitopsidaceae. The record is from RefSeq and is a predicted model, not a curated record. Bases 213 to 2186 code for a protein of 657 amino acids. The transcript has 6 exons.
CUCUCACUGAGACCAAUGACUCGGAGUCGCUGCCGACCUGUCCUCUGACUUCAAACUUGUAAUCGCAAAUAACCAUAUAUCUCUGUCAAGACUUGUAGCCAUACGCCCGGAUCCACUGGCUGUAUCUAUACGCUUGUAGAAAAUCCAUCGUGCUCUCGCGAACCAUACUGCCUUGUCAAGUACUGAAAUUGAAACCUUUCUUGAUCGACAUCAUGUCCCAUCCUUCUCAAUAUCAUGCGUUCUCUCUACCCAAAGAACUGGUGGACACGCUGGUUCCCCGCAGCGUCGUCAAUCAAGCACCACCCCCUUCUCGUGAUGCGACCUCGGCGCCGGUCGCGCCUCCUGCUACGGGAGCUCGGACAUGUAACGUCUGCUUGGGUAUAACAUUCUUGGACGUCGACGAGCAGCGUACCCACUUCCGGUCGGACUGGCACAGAUACAAUGUCAAAUCGAGGUUGAACGGGGGGAAGCCCGUCUCGGAGAGCCAGUUCGCCCAAUUGGUGGACGGAUUGGAGGAUUCGCUUUCUGGGUCCGCAUCGUCUUCUGAAAGCGACUCCGAGGAUGACUCGGAUGCUGUCGCGACCCUCAUACAGAAGACACGCAAGCUAGCGCGUUCACCCUCACCGACAGAGUCGACACCCGCUGGCCCGGGUACUCCACUAGCAUGGUUUCAUUCGCCUCCGUCCACUCAGAUAGGCGUAUACAAGGUCCUCUUCCCACUUUCGACACCGGCUACGUCGUACCUGGACGAGCUGAAGGAGAUGCAGAAAGGCGGCGAGGAAGGGCGUACUUGGGCGUUGUUCAUGGUAGCCGGCGGGCACUUUGCUGGUGCUGUUGUUCGCGUGAAGGGGCCCGAUUCAGAGGCUGACGGGCCAGGGGGGUUGACGAAGAAAGGCAAACAGAAGAAGCCCAAACCAGAGAUCGAGGUGCUCCAUCACAAGACAUUCCAUCGCUAUACAACGCGCCGGAAGCAGGGUGGAUCUCAGUCUGUCAACGAUAAUGCGAAGAGCAAAGCCGUCAGUGCCGGAGCCAUGCUGCGUCGAUACGGUGAGCAAGCGUUGCGUGAUGAUAUCCGCAACUUGCUGCAAGACUGGUCCGAGGAGCUUGAAAACUGUGAACGCAUCUUCAUACGCGCAAGCGUCUCGAAUAGGCGAAUUUUUCUUGACUAUGAAGGCGCAAUCCUUAACAAAGGCGAUGAACGGCUGCGCACAUUCCCGUUUCCGACCCGUCGUCCCACCCAAUCUGAGCUUACUCGAUGUCUAAUGGAACUCACGCGGGCCAAGGUGUCCCAUUUGACUGAAGAGGACCUUCAAGCUCAGGACGAAGCCUAUCUCGCAUCUCUUCCCAAGCCGAAGCCGAAGCCGCCAGCAGAGGCUCCAGCGCCGCCUGGUAAACCUAAGGAAAAGCCUCGUCCGUUACCGCGAGAGGAGCAGUUAUUACGCGAGAAAUGGGACCGCCUGUUGGACAUGGUGACUAGGGGUCGUCUCGACGCCCUGCAGGCUUUCUGGGAGCGCGAGGGCGCGGCCUUAGGUGGCAUCGACGCAUCCAUCCCAGAGUGGACCGGGCAGAAGUGCGGUACACUUCUACAGGUAGCCGCUCAGGCGGGCCAAGCGGACGUGGUCAGAUGGUUAUUGGAGGAGAUGCGUGCGGACCCUACGCUAGACGUUCCGACUAGUGCUACCGAGGACGAUGGGCACCGUUCCGAUGCUUCAGAUGCUCCCGCACUACCCGCAGGCUCUAGACGCACGGCAUAUGACCUCGCGCGGACGCGAGCAAUGCGCGACGUCUUCCGGCGCAGUGCGGCAACCCACCCAGACUGGUGGGACUGGCUCGGCGCGGAGAAUGGGGCACGUGUGCCGAGCGUGCUGAGUGCAGAGAUGGAGGAGGGUCGCGAGGAGAAGAAGAAGACGCGGCGGAAGGGACUGAAAGAUCGCGUGAAGGAACGGGAAGCGAGAGAGAAGGAGAGGGUGUCCCGUACGCCCAGUCCGGUUCCUGUGGAGGUGCCAGAGAUGAGGGCAAGGCCGAAGGCUACUGAGCCAGUGAGCGGGCCUCGGAGAUUGGGGGGCUCUGCAGGUGCUGGCGAGGGUAUUGCUGGCCUGACACCUGAAAUGCGGGCGAAGGUUGAACGGGAGCGUAGAGCGCGUGCUGCUGAAGCGCGACUGAAGGCGCUGAGUGGUGGUCGAUAACUUUCUAGAUCACAAUACUCGAAGUAGAACUGUAGCCAUGAUUCGGGCACGAUUGUACUCAAUACUACGUAUACGAGAUCGCCUAUAAGACCGACUGUAAGAUAAAUAGUGAGUAGUCGUAAUGGUUGCACUACGCUAGUCGAGUACUUAUGUACAGUGGAAAACGAGCGGAGGCGAUGUUCAUUG